AUGACCCUAGACGACCACAACAUUAGCAGUUGCCGUUUCGCUUCGUGUAACACCUCGUUCGCCUCAGAUCGCGGCGGGGACGGCGGGGAUCAGGCUCUGGAAAUCCAACGGUCAGGAGCGUCCCCUGUGAUGGAGGGGGAAGAAGCGGAGAGCGGCCAGGAAAUUAGGGUUUCGGCUGCCGCUACUAGCGAAAUGAUAGAAGAUUCAGUAGCAAAAAGUCUUUCCGAUUCAAGACGGGACAACGGCAGCAGCCAUGAAGAGCUCGUACGCGAUGCCAACGCCUCGUUACCAGAGCUGUUGCGCGCCGUUUCGCGCCACCCACGGCGGCAGGCGGACGCCGUCCUGCCCGCCCUCUCGCGCCUGCUGGACCUCCAAGCGCGCCUCACAGCCGCGCGCGCCCCUCUCGGGGGAGCCCCGCUCGCAGAAGGGGGAACUCAGGGAACUGAAAGACCCGAGGGAACUGAGGGCGCGGAAGAGAGUGGCGGAGGGGGAGGAGGGGGGGUUGAGGCAGACCUGCUCGAGCAAGAAUUCGCAACCGUCCUUUCCAAAUCCAACAGGAAACUCAGCCUCCACAUUCUUAAAGCCGCACUGCACAUGCAGAACCUCGCGAUUCUCCCCAGCCCGAGAACCCGAGGUGGAGGAGGAGCGGGGGGAGCAGGCCUAGGCGGGAGUGGGGCAGGUUUCGGGGCAGGGGCAGGGGGGAACCGCCGGGGGGGGUCGUUUUCAGUCACAGGGAAUUUGUUUUCUAAGGGGUUGGGGGGGGACGGGGGAGAAGGGAGUGGGGGAAAGUACACCCCGUCAGGGGCUCGCCCCCCCCCGUCGCCUUCUUCCCCUGCUAACAAGCAGCAUGGGAGAGCGGCGAGCCAGUUUCUGUUUGACGAUCCGAUGCUGAUCGAGUACAACGCGUCGCUGUCCGCCCGAACCUCCUCGCCGCUAGGCUCGGGCCGAGCCCCUGGACUAGGUUCUGAAGGUGGGGGAGGGAGUGUGGGGGCGAGUGGGGGCCCUGGUCCGUCGCUGUUAUCCCCCAUGGGCGGUGGGACUGGCUCGUCGCUGUUGUCUCCUGUGGGGUGUUCCACUCCUCAAUCCACGCUCUCUGAUGCGGUGCUAACGGCUACGGCUAGCAGCAGCACGAACACGAGCAGCAGCAGCAUUGCGGCUGUGAGUGGGCCGUUGGAGAGUCUGUUUAUUGGGUCGGAUGGGGCAGGAGCGGUGGGGUCAGCAGGCGCUGCUGCUGCUGCUGCUGGUGGCACUGGUGGGGAUGGUGGCAGCAGCGUUGGAGGUGGUGGUGUCAGUGGUGGUGUUGGGAUCAGUGAGAGCAUAAGUGUUGAUGGAGUUAGCAGCAUUGGCGUGUUUGAAGGAGGAGGGGGUGUGAUGAAAUCCCGAUCCGCCAUCCAGCCAACUCUGCAGAUUUCCUCCUCCUUUCCGGUUCAAGAGAACAAGUUCGGGAUUAUAUCGUCGAAUUCCUUAUCCCUGCCCCGAUCUGCUGCUGCUAGUGCUGCUGGGGAUGGAGAGGCCUCCGCUCCCCCCCCUAGAAUCACUAUUCCCCCGGCCGUGGGCGAGUGGGCGGAGUGGUUACCAGUGGCAGAGGUGCCGUGGCUCAGAAAAGCGGCUGCUGUGGUCAUCCGCGCCCGAGGGAAGCCGCACUUUGCUGCGCUCUACUGCAAGGCAAGGCAGGCAACGGUGGCGAGUGCGGUGGAGAGUGUGAGCAUGAAGGAAUACACCGCAGAGGAGACGCAGGCCAUGGCGUGGGCGGAUCUGGAGCCGUUGAUCAAGCUAUGGAUCAGAGACAUCAGCAUCCUGCUGCGGGUUCUCUUCUUCUCCGAGCAUCAGCUCAUCAAGGGCGUUCUCGACGCCUCUCCAGCCACCAACAAUAGCAUCAGUACCACCACCAGCGGCAAUAGUGGCAGCAGCGGCAGCACUGUUGGUACCACCGUCAAUGCUGAAGCUUCUGCAAUCGCCAACAGUUCAAUCCCUGCCGUUCCUGACUCUGGAUCAGACCUCGUCUCGCAUGCUGGCCCCACGUGUGAAACACCUGAAGAAACUCCUGAGCCUGUUCCUGGGGAGCUGAAGGCAAAUGACACCACGGCCCACAGCAUGCCCCACAGCACGUCCCAGAGUACACCUGAGAAUACACCUGAGAGCAGCAGCAGCAAGCGCACGGAGCAGGUUGUCCGGAAACCCGCGGAGCACCUGAUGAGUCCGGACAGCGUGCUUCGGCAUCUAGUGGGGUCGGUGGGCGGCGUGAAAUCGACCCUGUGUGUGCUGUGCGCGAAUGCAGCAGCCAUUGCUGCGUCUAAGAGCGCCCCUGAGAAGAUCUUCGCGCUGCUGGAGGCAUACCGCACUGUGGCUGACCUCUCCCCUCAGGCCCUCCCUGUCUUCCUUGCUCUCCCCAAGAGCGAUUCAGACGACCCCUUCAAGCUCUGGCAGCGCCUCUCUCAGCUCUUCGCAGGAGCCAUCUUCGCCACUCUAGACGACCUCAACCGCAUUCUCAGAGACGUGUCAGCCUUCGUGCCAGCCAACCAGGCGUCUGGGAGCUCUCCCAUGAAGAAGAAGCUGCUCAGGCUGAUUCACUGGAAGUCCUCGGAGCAGAAGGCCACAAACGAGGAGGAGGUGGAUAUCGGCGUGCAUAAAGUAACAAGCUACGUGAUUAACUUCAUCGCACAAUUAAUGGAUCGGGAGAGCCGUGCGGACCACUAUGGAACCCUAGAAAUGGUCUAUAAGAGGCACGCAGCGGAUAAGAGGCUCAUAGGCUUGGCUACUAUAGGAGGGGCGAGUUUCAGGGACAGGGGAGGGGGAGGGGGAGGGGGAGUGGGGGGGGGAGGCGGAGGGGGGAAGGGUGGGGGGAGCAGCGGGGGGAGCAAGACCGGGGGGGGUAUACUGGGAGCGGUGUACAGCGGGCAGGGGAGUCACAGCAGUAGAGGCAUGCAGGGAAGCCAGGCCAGUCAAGGGAGUCAAAGUGGUGGUCGAAGUGGUGGUCAAACGAGUCAAGGCAGCGGUCAAACAAGUCAAGGGGGGAGUCAAACAGGUCAAGGGGGGAACCAGCUGCAGCACCCGAGCGCGGGCGGCAGGCGCCAGCUGGCGGCGGAGAUGGAGGGGUUGCUGGAUUCGUUGCUAUUCAACAUGGAGGCGCGCGGGCGGGCGAUACAGGACCCGGCGAUGGGGGCGCUGUUUGUGAUGAACAACGCUCACUAUGUGGCUGGUAGCAUUGUUGCAACAAGGAUGAAGGACGCAUUGAAGCAGCAGGACCGCAUCGCAGCCUACGAGGCAGCCUUUGAUAAAGCAGGCCUUGCAAAGCUCAUGGCAUGUUUGGCGCCUGAGGAGGUAUCUGCAAAGCUCAGCGCGGAUGCAGUCAAAUCCAGGCUCAAGAAGUUCAACUCCGCAUUUGAGGAGGUGGCGUUGGAGCAGAACCGUUGGAUCGUGAUCAGCGACUCGCAGAGGAAGAAGACGAGGAUUCGAUUUGCCCGCACGCUCAAGAAUGCGUAUCUGGAGUUCCUCACACCACACAGGGAGAUCAUAGCAGACAUCCCAACCUAUCAGUGGUCGCCAGAUGGCAUCGAGCGGUUGAUGCUCAAGUCCUUCUUCCUCGCUACAGGCACCUUCGGUUCCUUUCACUGCUACUUCUUCCCCCUCGUAUCUCCUGCCUGUGAACACGAAGCUGACCUGGCGGCGGCGGCGGCAGCAGCAGCCAAUGGGUCGCUGCCACGUGUGACAGAGGAGAGCAAGGAGGCGGUACUGGGGUCAGAUCAGCGCGUGGUGGUGUUCCAUGGGGAGCCUUAUAACGGAUUGCGCUUUGAAGGGGAUGGCAAGGAGUUUGGGGGAGGGAGUAGAGGGGAGGGAGAGCAGCGAGUGGUGGUGUUCCAUGGGAAGCCUUCUAACGGAUUGCGCUUUGAAGGGGAUCUCGUUGGAUUCGUGGGCGAGGGGGAUGACACGAGACAACGGGUUCACUGGUGGAGGGCUCAAUCUAUUCGCUUCCUCCUCCGCUCCCCCUCCGCCUACCUCUGCCACAUCACCAACCGUGUCCGCCACACCUCCUACGGCCUCUCAGUUGCCGCCCGCCUCGCCGCCUCUGCCGCCCAGCAAGCCGCCCUGGCCCACUCCCACCCAAAUAUACUAUCCUCGCUAAGAGCUGCUGCACCACCGUGUGUUGGCGGCGAUCGAAGCAGUAACUUUGUUGGAGCAGCGAUUGCUGAUAUAGGAACUAACAGUAGAAGUAGUGAUGGGGUUUUUUACGUAAGCAGCAAGGGUAGUGACGCUGAAAACCCAAACAGCAGCAGUGGUAACUCCAGCAGUAACUCUACUGGUAACACUGAUGGUGGUAACCCUGCUGAUAACCCUAAACUGACCGGGGGAUUCCCGGUUCUAGACAGUGUUCUGAAUGGGUGCACUCUGGCGUCAAGGGCAUGGGCAGAGAGGAGGAGACUCAGCAGCUGCUCCUGCAGCCGCACGGACAGCACCAGUGUCACAAAUACAACAGUAACUGGCGUACCCGAUAUAACUGACAGCAGAUUUCUCAACUACAGGCCUCUAGCUCUUGGGAUUGAACCUUACGUGCCGCGGCCGAUAGUGAGUGUGCAUGUGAGGCAGGGCGACAAGGGAAGUGAGAUGCGCCUCAACUCGUUCCCUGCCUUCAUGUUCUUUGCGUAUCGGCUUAGACGGGUUGAGCCGGACCUCAAGCACGUGUGGCUGAGCACAGAGAUGCAGUCUGUUAUUGACCAAGCGACUCGAUUCAAAAACUGGUCAUUUCUUUACUCGCACAACCUGCGGCAAAGCAGCAACAAGCACAUGGUGGACUACGAGCGAGACGUGGGGCACCAGCUGGUUGGCAUUAGCUUUGCCAAUCUGAUUAUUUCCUCGCAGUGUGAUUAUUUCGUGGGAGCGCUGGGCUCGAAUUGGAACAGCGCCUUUUCCGGAACCGGGAGCUUCUUAGAAGCAAAGCACAACCGCAGAAUCCCGAAACGGCGAAUCUCGGGAUUGCCGGGUCGUGCUCGUGCAGAGGAUACUAGCGACGCCAGCGAUGAUAGCGACACUCCGGUCGUGGGAACAGCCAAUGUCGCCGACAGGCCGACGACAGACGGCCCCCUCCUUCGGCCUCGAUCUGUUUCCAUACCCUUUGGGGAUCGAGAGAUAACCGUUGAGGUGGGGCGGAUGGGGCGACAGGCCAACGGCGCCGUGACUGUAACGGACGGAGAGACGGUGCUGUACUGCACGGUGUGUGCGUCCGAGGAGGAGAGUGAGCCAUCAGACUUUGUGCCGCUCUCUGUGAGCUACCAGGAGAGGUUCAGCGCUGGGGGGCGCACCAGUGGGGGCUACUUCAAACGGGAAGGCCGGCCUAAAGACCACGAGAUCUUGGUGUCUCGCCUCAUAGAUCGCCCGCUGCGUCCCAUGGUGGCCAAGGGUUUCAACCACGAAGUACAGGUCCUUUCGUGGCUGUUGAGCUACGAUGGGGAGCACAGCCCCGACGCCCUUGCCAUCACCUCUGCUGGUGCUGCUCUGGCGGUAUCAGAUAUCCCCCUGGCGGGCAUAGUGGCGGGGGUGCGUGUGGGCAUGGUGAAUGGCGCUCUGGUCGUCAAUCCCUCCAACCAGCAGCUGGAAGGGUCGCCGCUAGACCUGGUGGUGGCUGGGACUACAGACUCGGUUCUCAUGAUCGAGGGUUAUUGCAACCUCCUGUCGGAGGAGCAGCUUCUGGAGGCCGUUGCGGCAGGGCAGAGGGCCAUCAGUGCCAUCUGUCACGGCCUGCACAAGUGGACGCUGGAGACCGAGGGAGUGGCAAAGCCCAAGCUCACUGCCGCCAUCCACGCCCCACCGGCGGACCUGCUGGGUCGGCUGGAGGGACUAGUAGGGCCGGAUUUGGAGAAGGCACUGAGGAUUGAAGGGAAGAAGCAGCGGGGGGUGGCUAUGAAGGCGAUUGAAGAGAAGGUGCUGGGGGCGCUCACAGAGGCGGGGCAGGCCGCAACCAGGCAGGCGGGCGCUGGGGGCUCUCACAGAAGCGGGGCAGGCGGCCACCAGGCAGAUGAGCAGAGGGGCGGGCAUAGGCUGUGGAAGGUGGGUCCUGAGCUGUCUCAUGGCUCGGCUGGAAGCCUGGCAGGGAGGGAGGUGGAGGGGCCGCUGAGGAUCGAGGGGAAGAAGCAGCGGGGAGCGGCGAUGAAGGCGAUAGAGGCAGGGCAGGCCGCCACCAGGCAGCUCAAGGAGCUGACGUCCCGAAUCAUGCGGCGUAUUAUCGUCACUGAGGGCCGUCGCAGCGAUGGGCGGGGUACUAGUGACGUGCGCCCCAUCGAGUCGGCCUGUAGUGUCCUGCCACGUGUACAUGGCAGCGCACUGUUCACCCGAGGGGAAACACAGGCACUGGCGGUGGCGACCCUGGGAGGGGAGGACAGUGCGCAGAGGUUGGACCACCUCACUGCCACGUCAGAGUUCAAGCGGUUUUACUUGCAG
Messenger RNA from Closterium sp. Yama58-4, 6432 nucleotides. NCBI's taxonomy places the organism in Eukaryota, Viridiplantae, Streptophyta, Zygnematophyceae, Desmidiales, Closteriaceae. The record is from the annotation of a GenBank genome assembly.